GCAAUCCAGUGCUCGUGUUUCAUACCGUUCUGGUCGGGUAUAGUUCCCCCGAAAUUCCACGGCAUCGCAUACAUGGACGGGGGCUUCAGCGACAACCUGCCCAUCAUCGACAAGAACACCAUAACUGUGUCGCCAUUCAGUGGCGAGUCGGACAUCUGCCCACAGGACGACACCUAUAAUCUAUUUCAAGUGAAUUUAGUGAACACAUCCAUUAUGCUGUCCGUCGGCAAUCUCUACCGAUUGACACGAAUCCUAUUCCCCGCCCACCCGGAGGUGUUGAGCAAAAUGUGUCAGCAAGGCUUCGACGACGCCCUCAGGUUUCUCCAGAGAAAUAACAAGAUCGCGUGCACCCGAUGUCUGGCCAUUCAGUCGUCCUUCACGUUGGGUGAGGACGACGACAUGGAAGCGGAU
This is a messenger RNA of Oppiella nova, 411 nucleotides long. The record is from the annotation of a GenBank genome assembly. Lineage: Eukaryota; Metazoa; Arthropoda; Arachnida; Sarcoptiformes; Oppiidae.